This is a messenger RNA of Exophiala dermatitidis NIH/UT8656, 3002 nucleotides long. RefSeq names its product ADP,ATP carrier protein. Gene Ontology annotation, cellular component: mitochondrial inner membrane. Gene Ontology annotation, biological process: mitochondrial ATP transmembrane transport; mitochondrial ADP transmembrane transport. NCBI's taxonomy places the organism in Eukaryota, Fungi, Ascomycota, Eurotiomycetes, Chaetothyriales, Herpotrichiellaceae. The record is from RefSeq and is a predicted model, not a curated record. The transcript is spliced from 10 exons. Gene Ontology annotation, molecular function: ATP:ADP antiporter activity. Bases 258 to 1214 code for a protein of 318 amino acids.
UAUUAUUGCGCUUUCCAACGACGGCGAGCGCAAAAAAAAGGUGGAUGAUGUUUGGACUGCGGUGCAACGCACUGCGCCCAUAAGCCCCUAGUCCGUUUCCGGUUUAGCAGCGCUGGAGCUUCAAUCCCUUUGAAAAAAUACCUGUCCGUCCGCUCCAACUUCAUCUUCUCUUCGUAUCUUCCCUCGCAUCUUUGCUUCAUCAACAACCCUUCUCUCCACUCAGUCUUCAGUCGUCAGUUCAUUGUUCUGCCGUCAAGAUGUCGGGCGAAGUUCCUCAGGCCAGAAAGAAUGUCAUGGGCAUUCCGCCCUUCGUGAUUGAUUUCUUGAUGGGUGGUGUUUCCGCCGCCGUCUCGAAAACUGCCGCUGCCCCCAUUGAGCGUGUCAAGCUCUUGAUCCAGAACCAGGAUGAAAUGAUCAAGGCUGGUCGUCUUGACCGCAGAUACAAUGGUAUCGUUGAGUGCUUCAGCCGUACCAUCAAGAACGAGGGUGUCAUGUCUCUGUGGAGAGGUAACACUGCCAACGUUAUCCGAUACUUCCCUACCCAGGCUCUCAACUUUGCGUUCCGCGACACCUACAAGUCGAUGUUCGCCUUCAAGAAGGAGCGUGAUGGUUACUGGAAGUGGAUGGCCGGUAACUUGGCCUCUGGUGGUGCUGCUGGUGCCACUUCUCUUCUCUUCGUCUACUCCCUCGACUAUGCUCGUACCCGUCUUGCCAACGAUGCCAAGUCUGCCUCCAAGGGUGGUGAGCGUCAAUUCAACGGUCUCGUCGACGUCUACCGCAAGACUCUGGCUUCUGAUGGUAUCGCUGGUCUCUACCGUGGUUUCGGUCCUUCGGUCCUUGGUAUAAUCGUCUACCGUGGUCUGUACUUCGGCAUGUACGACUCCAUCAAGCCUGUUCUCCUGGUCGGUCCUCUUGAGGGUAACUUCUUGGCUUCCUUCUUGCUCGGCUGGGGUGUCACCACCGGUGCCGGUAUCGCUUCCUACCCUCUGGACACCAUCCGUCGUCGCAUGAUGAUGACUUCUGGUGAGGCCGUCAAGUACAAGAGCUCCUUCGACGCUGCCCGACAGAUCAUGGCUGCUGAGGGUAUCCGAUCCUUCUUCAAGGGUGCCGGUGCCAACAUCCUCCGUGGUGUUGCUGGUGCUGGUGUGCUCUCCAUCUACGACCAGGUCCAACUCCUCAUGUUCGGCAAGGCCUACAAGGGUGGUUCCGGCUAAACGCCUCGCCCACAUUCGCCAACGGCUUCCAUGAUGGCUUCUGCGCGGCAACUCUUGCUGCGUAGGAGCUUGCCGAGUAAGGAAAGGAGCACAGGUUAAUGGUGUUGCCUGGGGCCUGCUGAUCAAGUUUUCAAGGUCUCCUGGGGGAUUGAGGAUGUGAAGAUCUGGGGUUGAUGAACGAGCGACAUGGUUGUGCAAAUAGACAAGGUCAACCACAACCGGGCGACGGGCGCGAGAAAAGACAAUCAGCAAGCGGACAUAAGGGCAAAAAUUGGCCGCAGCCAGCGCAUGCUCGGUUUGAUAGCGUUGACCCUCGAUGGGUUGUGACACAUGGGGUUCAUUGUUUUCUUCUAGCCGAACUUCUGCGUUGCUACUCUUCAAUCCCGAUUGUACUUUAUUACCUAUCUCAUUUGCUCCACUCAAUGUGUUCGUUCUGAAUUUCCUGUGCACUUCAGGCUCAUGUGACCGUCUGGUGAGGGCAAUCUCUAAGGCACUGGUACUUCCUGAUUCUCCUCUAGUGGUACGAUCCAUGGAGACUCUAGUUACAGUACUACCACUGCCACCUAGGUGACUGCGAGGGAUUUCGGGGGACAACAAGUCUUCGCAUCAUUCUUGCUGUCUUCCCGUCGCCGUUGAUUUGUCUCCAUAUCUGCUCUUCCGUUUUUGACAAUUUCUUGCCUGCAGCCUUUGCCCAUGCUAUAGCAGUGGUCAGGACCCCGGACUCGUUGUCCGAGCCACGGUCGAAUGUCGGUUCGGCGUCCAAUAUCCCGCCUCUAUUCGAGGACGUGGGACUAGCCCUGUUCUCGUAGGGCUGGCAGAACUCGACCGGCUUGUCAUCGAACGAGGCCCGUGAGUCCUGCAUGUAGCCUGGCGGAUGGGACAGGUCUUGAGGAUAGUUCGACGUCAUGCCGGCCGGAGGAAUGGAGCGCGUAGGAGUGUAGAGGGAGGGCGAUUGCUGGUGAUUAGGGAGGGGCACAGGGCGUGAAUGAGUGGGCGUAGGGGAUGGCACAGCAUGGCGGAUCGGAGAGGCACUCGAGGGUGUCCAUUGAGGAACAUCGCCAGGGCGUGGUGCAGGUGGAAUCGAAAGCUUGGGAGAGUGGUCUCUGGACGUCGACUGCGGCGGAGACGGCACCGCACCAGGUUGUGGUGGAGGAGGGCUGUCGGUCACUCUGCUGCUGCUACUGCCGUCCGCAGGCACAGUAGCUGUCGGUUCGAAUCUGCGAUUGCAGGUGCUCGACACAGUAUUUGUGGGCUGUGGCACCGCAGGAGCACCGGGCCGCGCUGGUUGUGAUGAAGGAGCCGCUCCGUGGGCAGACCCGGUAGGCGUCGCUGUGGUAGUGGCCGGAGCAUCCACAGGGGUGUAUCGUGCUGCUGCAGUACUGGGCGAAACAGCCUGGGGGUGGGAAGGAAUGUUGGUGUUGAUGGGCGAGGCGGUGUGAAGUGGAAUUGGAGCCAUGGCUUCCUCAAGCGCGACUUGACUUCUCUACACUUUCACGGUGGAUGGUGGCUUCACUGGGUCACCGAGAAAGAUUCAAGGAAAAUAAAAGAUAAAGAAGAGAUGUAGUAGGAGUGGUACUGUAUAUACUCGGUCCUGAGGCAGGGAAAAGGCACAGUGCUGCCCGUGCGUUUGCCUCAAGGGAUAGAAAACGUAGAGCAGUUGCGCGUCAUCAAGGGAAGGACUAUAAAAGGGGGCUGUCAGAACAGCAGCCGGAAUAUCCUGAUCUCACGCUUGUGGUGCAGUGAGUGCGGUAUAGACGAUUUGGACAAUGAGCCUUUGUUAAGGUCCAG